This is a messenger RNA of Branchiostoma floridae (Florida lancelet), 666 nucleotides long. Its product is annotated as C-type lectin mannose-binding isoform-like. Bases 1 to 666 code for a protein of 221 amino acids. NCBI's taxonomy places the organism in Eukaryota, Metazoa, Chordata, Leptocardii, Amphioxiformes, Branchiostomatidae. The transcript is spliced from 6 exons. The record is from RefSeq and is a predicted model, not a curated record.
AUGGCUUGCCCUUCUCCUCUGGACAAAAUUGAAAGGUUGAAAGCAAAGAUAGAUGCUGUCUUCCUUAAAGUGAACCGAACUUCUGGGAAACUGAAGGAACAGGGAGGGAAAGGGUUUCCCCAGAUCCCGGAUGUACCCCAACCUAGUCCAACACCAACAACCAGUAUUGAAGAUGUCAAUGUCACUCAAGGGAAGACGGAGUUCCAAACAAGCACCCAGGGGUACUGGAACCCAUCUACCGCUGGGUAUACAGAACGUGGGGGAUCCUUCUACAAAGUCUUCAGGACCAGAAAGAACUACACCAGUGCUCAACAGACAUGUGAGGCAGACGGAGGCCAUUUGGCUGUUGCCAAUACUGAGGCUAUCAACAACUUCAUCGUACAACAGAUUUCAGGCCGUAACGACUCAUGGAUCGGGCUCAAUAAUAAGAAUUCUGAAGGUACUUGGAUGUGGGCAGACGGAACCAGAUUGGCCGGUUGUGCUUUCUCCAACUGGGCACCGAAACAACCAAGUAUGAACCAAGGACAAAAGUGUGUGCAAAUGUGGUCAAGCCGCCGCUAUAAGUGGGACAAUACCCUUUGCCACAGACUGAAAUAUUUCACUUGCCAAAUAGGUCCUGGAGAGGAUAGCAACUGCGACAAGAAUGCGGGAAGACGCAGUGGAUGA